This is a messenger RNA of Ostrea edulis (European flat oyster), 3146 nucleotides long. RefSeq names its product tubulin-folding cofactor B-like. Gene Ontology annotation, biological process: post-chaperonin tubulin folding pathway; cytoplasmic microtubule organization; tubulin complex assembly. Gene Ontology annotation, molecular function: microtubule plus-end binding; alpha-tubulin binding. The transcript has 8 exons. The record is from RefSeq and is a predicted model, not a curated record. Gene Ontology annotation, cellular component: nucleus; microtubule plus-end; cytoplasm. Bases 82 to 1113 code for a protein of 343 amino acids. Lineage: Eukaryota; Metazoa; Mollusca; Bivalvia; Ostreida; Ostreidae.
UUAAGCGUUUGGGUGAUCUUGAUUAUUUACACGCUGAAAACUAGCAUUGUCAUACGAAGACGAAAGUUCUCUUGGUAGAAAAUGGAGAAGUUUAGUGUAGUAACACAAAGUCAAGUUAACGUGCGAGUAACAAGCUCGGCAAAUUCAUUUGGGACAGAGAAAAGAUUUCCCAAAGAUUUAACAAUUGCAGAUUUUAAGAACAAAUUGGAGUUGUUAACAGGCUCUUUAUCUGGCAAUAUGAAGCUAGAAGUUUAUGACAGGGACAACAAAUUAGUGUGUAAAUUAGACAAUGAUAAUGCACUGUUAGGUUCUUAUCCAAUCGACGAUGGAAUGAGAAUCCAUGUAAUAGAUCCAACGAUUAAAGUAGGUGAAUUUGAAGAUUUAUCAAAGGUGGAAAAAUUUGAAAUUUCUGAGGAGGAUUAUGCAAAAAAGACAGGUUUAACAGAGUUCAAGCCAGGAUAUUGGGUUGGCGUACAUUAUGAUGAACCUGUUGGCAAGAAUAAUGGAAAGGUUGGAGGAAAGCAGUAUUUUGAAUGUCCAGAUAAAUAUGGUGGAUUUGUAAGGCCAGAAAAUGUUGAAGUUGGUGAUUUUCCUGAGGAAGGCCUUGAUUUCAGAAAGGAACAACUCUUGUCUUUCAUUAAGAUGAUGUCGGCCAUUGGUGUUUUUCUUGGGAUCAGCAGUAUCAUCAUUGGAAUCGUUGUAUUUGUGUAUCUAGGUGGUGGCAAGUACCCAGUUACCACGGCAACAGGCAUCUGGUAUGGAAUUAGUCCAAUACUUUUUGGGAUUAUGGGACUUGGUGCUGCUCUUACAAAAGAUGAGAGGAAUCAGAUGAAUAUGUUGAAUGGCCACUACAUCAUGAGCAUUGUCAUUGUGAGUAUGGGAUAUGCCAUGGCUUCUGCUAUACAGGGAUUAGUGUCCUGUGCUCUGGGCGAGGAGAAAUGUGGAACCAAUGCAGAGAUUCAAACUGCUCUCCAUGGCAUUCUAACUGGCAUCAUUUUCUGCGGAUAUGUUUUGGCCAUUGCUUCCAUGGGUCUACAUCUCAGAAACAAAAACACCCUGCACCCUGAUUGGAAGUACCGCAGAGGAUGUUGUGGAAGUCAAACAUGUGAAUAACUUCUGGGAGUCUGAAUGUGAAGUAUUCCAUGUUUAAUGAAAGUUUUUCUUGUAUUUCAUAUGAGACAACUCUCAUAUUGAAUAGAUUUUCCCUGAAGGAUAGUUUAUAUAUGGCCCAAUGGAUUUCAAAGUGGACGAUCCUCACUUUUUGGCAUACCCAAUAUCAAGAUAGUGCACUGUGAUUAAAAAUUUAUGACCAUGACAUAAUUUUCAAAGUAUUUUGUAUAUCAUGAAUCACAUUGUACAUUAUGAUAGCCAUUUGGUCAAAGUUUCAUUUAGAAUAGCCAAAAACAUGUUAUAUUUUGGAAAUUUGUAUGGAGCCUGUAUUUUAAUUCAUAAAGAUGUCUAGCACUAAUACUUCAACUGAAUACACAUCAUUAUGGAUUGAGGGCCAUUCUCAUAUUAAAGAUAUUUGUAUUAUAUUAGGUCAAAAUACAUCAUAUUUGAAUUUCCUCAUUACAAAAUUCACACACUCGUUCUUCCAUAAAUGAACUCUGUUGAAUAAACUGUUUUGUAGCUUAUGAGGUUUUCAUGCUGAAAAUAAGACACAAACAUCCAUUUGAAAUAGAAAUUAACAGGGCAUUCAUGAAGGGAAGCCAGUUCUUUUGGCAAUUUAUUUUUUGGUGAAUUUUAUUCCAAUUUCGAAAAAAAUUCAACUUUAAUUUGUAUCCUACUGAAUCAUGCAUUCUGGGAAGGUUUUUUUUUUGUCUUAGAAGAAUGAAUUUAAUAUCACAGUAUGACAUACUCAAAAUGACUGGUAUUAUUAUACUUUUAAUGGCAUUCAUUAUUUAAAGAGUUGAAGGAAAUUCUGUAAAAUGUAGUAUUCUGUUUUAUGUGAAUUUUGUAAUAGAAGUCUGGUCUGGAUUUCUCGAAGAAAAAAAUCUGAAGUCAAAACGUGGACUUAUGUCUGAGAUUUUACUUAAAUUUGAUUUCUCAAAGAGAGGAAAAUUCAAACUUAAGUUUGAGAUUUUUUUCAUGAGAAAUCCAAGCCUGGACUUGAAUAAUCGUAUCAGGGUGAUUAUAAUGUGGACAAUCAAUAGACUAGUUGUAUAGAACUCAAUCUACCUCCCCUCUUGUUGAACAAAUAACAUUUAUUGAUGUGGUUGCAAUCUGACCUUAUAGUCUAACAAGGAGAAAAUGAAUUUUGUCACACACUUAAUGCACGUUUUGUAUGUAUGCAUUUAGAUCAUAUUACUUGGAGAGCAAAGUUUGGUUUACUGCAAGUGUUUUUUGGGGUGUACCCCAUCCCAUGUAAACUGUUUUGCAUAUAUUAUUAGCAGGUCUGAGUACUGCGGGUUACCUAUGUUUUCUGAAAGAAAAAAGCUUUUGUUCAAACUAUAUUUUAACUAGAUUUGAGUAAAAUUCAAAUGUGCUUAGACGGGUAAAACAAGUACAUGUAUUUUCAAACUAUUGUUUCUUCUUGUGUGUUCAUUUUAUGAUAUUAAAUGUUAAUUGUGUUAAUGAGUUUUUAAUUUCCUUGUCUCUCCUCAUCUGUACCCGUUUUUGAAUUUGAUUGAUGUUAUGUUUACUCCUUGAUUUCUGAUUGCUUCUCUUGAGUAUUUGAAUGAUAGAGUGCAGAAUUACAGAUUUUUAGCAGUACAGAAAAAGAGGAGUAUAAUGCAAUACUGCAAUGAGGUUUUUGACAAGUUUCUAAGUGAUACAUUGUAUUUUUGAUAGUUGAUUUUGCUGUUGAGAUUUUGCUAUUAAGAAACCCCAAACUCCUAAACCUUUUAUUAACCAGCUGCUCAGUUUUAUAGUGAUUUAUAUGUUUUGGAUCAGCAAAAGUUUGCGAAAAUAAUGUGAAAUAUGUCUGCACUUUCAUGUUUAUUUAAUUGUAAGACAUUUUCAGUUAACACUGUAGUUCAUUUAUAAAUAUCGACUACAAACAAUGAAAUGUUGUAUUAAAAUUGCACAAAACGUUUGAAAUCCAUUCAUUUUACAUUUCUCUGAAUUUUAUGUAUUUGUAACUUCAUUAAAUGAUUAUUUAGUGUUAUAUUGUUUCUUUUACAGUAAAUAUAUUAUGAUUCAGUGUU